Messenger RNA from Cuscuta campestris, 651 nucleotides. The record is from the annotation of a GenBank genome assembly. Lineage: Eukaryota; Viridiplantae; Streptophyta; Magnoliopsida; Solanales; Convolvulaceae.
ACCAACAAAGUCGUCCGAGCUGGGGAGUGUGUGUUGAUGAGGUCGCCGGAGAAUGAGGCGGUACCGUACGUGGGGCAUGUGGAGAAGAUCGAGGCCGACGACCGGAACAACGUGAACGUGACCGUGAGGUGGUAUUACCGCCCGGAGGAGACCAGGGCCGGCCGGCAACAGUUCCAUGGCACCAAAGAGCUCAUGUUGUCCGACCACUACGACGUCCAGAGCGCCGACACCGUCGAGGGCAAGUGCAGGGUCCACUCCUUUGCCGCGUACACGGAGCUUCCUUGCGUGGGCCCCGAGGAUUACUAUUGUCGUUUUGAGUACAAAGCCGCCCUCGGGACUUGCCUCCCCGACCGCGUCGUCGCAUGCCCUAUAAUCCAGAUGACAUCAUGAUGCAAUGCGAGGCCUGCAUGGACUGGUACCAUCCGAGGUGUGUGGACAUGUCCAUCCAACAGGCCAAACAGUUGGAUCAAUACAUUUGCACCAGUUGUGAACAUUCCAAAAAACGCCCAAACCAGCCUUCUUCUACUCUUCCUGCUGCAAUCAACAAUGACAAGGAUAGAUCGAAACGCCAGAAGAGAUAGGGUUAUCUCAGCCUGAAAGGGGCCGGGAUGCGUCGCCACACAAGAGUUACAAGAAAUGAUUAGUGUCUUC